AUGAAGUGCUCUUUUGUGUCAGCUGUUCUGUGUUUCUACGUCGCUUGCACUGCUGCCAUCCCAGUUGGAAAGGCUGAAGACUCUACUGUCUUGCAAUCUAGACGGGAUGGCUCGGAUGACUCUGUCGAAGCUGCUGCCCUGGUGUCUCCUCAACCAGAUACCGUUUUCAAGCGUACCUUUGGGAAUAACCCUCAAGGCAUAGAAGCGUCCCAGGAGCGUCUGCAUCCUUCGAAGAUAUCCGGAUGCAUGGAGGAGCCUAUGAUAUUCAUCAAAUUUCCUCAACCGGAAGAGCUCUCCAGGCGGUCAGCUGAGACCGACGACGCUGAAGCCGCUGCGCUCAAAUUUCCACAGCCAGACGUGGUCUUCAAAUGA
Molecule: messenger RNA, 372 nt
Organism: Stereum hirsutum FP-91666 SS1
Lineage: Eukaryota; Fungi; Basidiomycota; Agaricomycetes; Russulales; Stereaceae
Exons: 6
Coding region: 1-372 (123 amino acids)
Source: RefSeq, a predicted model, not a curated record